CUUGUUCAGUGGAUUAUGGCUGGGGUGUAUUGCGCUUCAUUACAGCAGUCUAACUUUGUAAUGGCAUAGCAGUGCGUGCAGAGGUUACGCUACGCACUGCACACUGUGAGAAUGUCGUCCAGCGAGGAGUCAUCUGAAUACACAUCUGAGUACGAAGAGGAGUCAUCGGAAGAGGAAACCGACGAAGAGGAGGAAGAACCGGAAGAGAAAAAGGAGGCGCAGGCUACGUUUACGUGGCGUAAAAUGGGUCAGGGAAGCGCAAAGGUCAGUGCCGUUGACAAGGUCAGCACGGGGUCCGAAGAGACGGUCAGCUUCACGUUAACAAGACACAACCUCUGCAAGAAGUCUUCAGUGUUUAAGGAAUUCUUGGAGAAGGCACAGAAAGAGUUCAAGGAAAAAUGGGAGAAUCCACAACAGAACACAGCAGGCCUAACAGACUUCGACCGCAUCAAGACCCUUGGUACAGGAUCGUUCGGCCGAGUGAUGCUGGUGCAGCACAAGGCUUCGAAAGAGUUCUACGCCAUGAAGAUACUGGAUAAACAGAAGGUGGUGAAGUUGAAACAAGUGGAGCACACACUGAACGAGAAGAGAAUCCUGCAGGCUAUCUGCUUCCCAUUCCUUGUAUCACUAGAGUACCAUUUCAAGGACAAUUCCAACCUUUAUAUGGUGCUGGAAUUCGUCAAUGGAGGAGAAAUGUUCUCACAUCUACGAAGGAUAGGGAGAUUUAGUGAGCCACACUCGCGCUUCUACGCCGCGCAGAUCGUGCUGGCGUUCGAGUACCUGCACUCGCUCGACCUCAUCUACAGAGACCUGAAGCCUGAGAACCUUCUCAUCGACUCGCAAGGUUACAUCAAGGUGACGGAUUUCGGAUUUGCGAAGCGGGUCAAGGGCAGAACAUGGACGUUAUGUGGCACUCCUGAGUAUCUGGCGCCAGAGAUCAUUCUCAGCAAAGGCUACAACAAGGCAGUGGACUGGUGGGCACUAGGUGUCCUCGUUUAUGAAAUGGCUGCUGGAUACCCACCAUUCUUUGCGGACCAACCCAUUCAAAUCUAUGAAAAAAUCGUCUCAGGAAAGGUUAGGUUCCCGUCGCACUUCAGCUCCGACCUGAAGGACCUGCUACGCUCGCUGCUGCAGGUCGAUCUCACCAAGCGCUUCGGCAACCUCAAGAACGGCGUGAACGACAUCAAGAACCACAAGUGGUUCUCGACAACAGACUGGAUCGCCAUCUACCAGAAGAAGGUGGAGGCACCAUUCAUUCCCAAGUGCAAGGGUCCGGGUGACCCGAGCAACUUCGAUGACUACGAAGAGGAACCGCUCCGGAUCUCCUCCACCGAGAAAUGCGCCAAGGAAUUUGCAGAUUUCUGAGCCAGCUUCUCACUGGAUGGCGCCACGUGCACAGCGCCGUGUGUGUAUAUAUUUGCUAAGAUGGACCCUGUGUCUGAGUGCGCCUGAACGACUGCAGCCCAUCAGCCUGACUCCAGGCAGUAAACGUGCGUUACAGACUCUAGGGUGCGCCAGGGUCAGAGAGAUGACCCGCGCCACACAACGUCUUCCAGACUUGCCUCUGUUGCGUCGGAAAAUCUGUGGGACUCGGAGGGUUUGACUGGCUAUGAUAUGAGCUCGGGAUGUUCUGAGCAGAAGCGUGAAGGGAUGGUUUAUAACAGUCAUCACAGCUUUACCGAUACGGCGAGGCGUACAGUGCUUAGACUGGCGACAUUAAUACUUGCUAAGCAACAGCUGUGAAGAGUUUGCACACGGUUACUGCAGGUCACGUUGUGUCAGCUACAGUCUUGGGGCUGCAAUUAGUACGAUAUGUGGGGAACGUUUGUGUCGCUAGGCUUUAAUAUACAGCCCUUCUGGUCAGCAGUACCCUGUAGUGCAUGUGGGACAUGGCACUGCUGGGCAGAGGGCUUCUUUAUGAAUGUACAGAUUGUUGUUUAAAAAAUAGAAAUUCUGAUGAAAUGGUUGUAGAAAUCAAGUGGUACACGUGGAUGUUUUGCAUACUGCAUCUUGUGGAGUUUGUGCUGUCUGUGAUGGGUGAGCUUGUUCGUUCUAAUCAGUCAAGUGUUACCUCCCGACCCACCCACCCACCAUGCUGUCAACCUACCCAUGGUCUACCGCCUAAUCAUCAUACUCGCUAGCACAAACAUACACACUCUUUUGUUCCAUCGGUGAAGUGUUCCUCGUGAGUUUCUUCCUUCAUCCUAUUCCCCAUGAUUGCCUAGAUUUCUCUCUGAGAGAGUACAAUACUUUGAAUUGUGUGGGUGAGGCAUGCACAUGUCCUAAAAGCUGGGAUUUCGGAAGCUGCUAGCAUUCCGUGAAUACUUUUUGAGAGAAGUGAGACAGCAGAUAUUUGGAGCAGGGGGAGGUAGCUAAUUGUUAGCUACAGAGUGGGCAAGUUCAGUCAGCAUUGUUGUUUGUCAGUGUUGCAUGUGCUGCCAGCUGGUGGAUACCUGAACAAUGAGAGAUCUGGGCCACUUGGGCCAUCUACAUUAUAUCAAACUCGUUUUUUUCCCUUCCAGAAUCGGAAUUAUUGCAUGGAAUGCAUUAUGCAAUUUAUUGCAUUUUACUUGUUGCCUACGCUGUUGCCAUACGAAUUUACAGGUGUUUCUAGUUUAGUUUUUGUUGACCGUGCAAUGCAAAGUAGGUUAACUCGUAUGUUAUACGUACGGCCGGGGAAGUGCAAAAAUUUGUUAAAGAAAUUGCGAGCUCACACAUUGUCUACCCCGUCGGCAAUUUUAGGUUUUAAAAGCGUUCACCGGUGUUAUAAUUGCUCGCUGACAUGUUAGAUGUUGUUUUAUCAGUCGAUCUCGAUCUUUUACCGAUCGAGCGAGCAAUAUUUUAACUGUAAUUCCGUUGGCCUAUAUUUCAGCCAGGCAACACGGGGCGCAGUACCUGCCUUCCAGUUCUAUCGUAAACUUGUGAUGAUGACUACCCAUGGCGGCUGGCCGCGGCUGCGGGGCUGUACAGUUCUGUGCACAUCGUCAUAUUUAUGCUACGUGUUGUUGUUUUAUUUUACCUUCAUUCUGACACGUGCGCGAUUGCUGCUUGGCCCACCACCAUUCCUUGACAGUGCCUGUGCACGAGUGGGCUUGGUCACCUCACGAGAGAGGGCAGUGAGGCCAGGGCUGUGGCGCGGCGGGCCGACCAGUCCGUAGAGCCGACAGGGUUGGUUGUACGUUGCCGACCGCUGCCGAUGCGGGGUCGCUCUCUACAUUCACGCGUGGCGACCACGAGCAGCUAGCGUUGAAACUAGUCACUGAUGUUAACACCUGUAGUCAGUACAGGCACCCGCAGUCACUUUCAAGGCAUACCGAAAUGUUUAGGCUUAAUCGAGGUCUGUUUGACAUGUUGAGAACGUAGUAAUUUAAAGUGUAGAUCGUUAGGUGGUAGGUAGGAUACUGUCUUAUGAAUGUAUUGGAUUCAUGGAUUACCCGUGGUAUGUAGUGUAACAUACGUGCGUACAGUUUGCAGGCCUUGAACUUGGUUGCGGUGCCACCAUGGCUACUACAGUGCACACAAACUACAACUACAUAUUUUACAGAUUGUUUGUAGUCGUUAAGAUAUUUAAUAACAUUAGAAUAAAUUUAAGUCUGUGUUUUGUUGUAAAAUCA
Molecule: messenger RNA, 3614 nt
Organism: Priapulus caudatus
Lineage: Eukaryota; Metazoa; Priapulida; Priapulimorpha; Priapulimorphida; Priapulidae
Product: cAMP-dependent protein kinase catalytic subunit beta
Exons: 10
Coding region: 112-1365 (417 amino acids)
Biological process (GO): peptidyl-serine phosphorylation
Cellular component (GO): cAMP-dependent protein kinase complex; nucleus
Molecular function (GO): ATP binding; cAMP-dependent protein kinase activity
Source: RefSeq, a predicted model, not a curated record